AUGUCACAGAUAGAUGUCCUGGAAGACGCCACGCUCUCCAGCAUGGAGUCUAGAAGUGAAAGCUUGUCGGGAUCAGAUAUCACAAUCACUCAGCGGAUGUUGAGCGCUUGCACGGGGUCGCUGCUCACUUCGCUUGUAGUUACCCCCUUCGACGUGGUACGGAUUAGACUUCAGCAGCAACAGUUACUGUUCCCUGCUCAGCUUCGCCAGUCUGCUAUCUGCUGUCAGAAGGUGUUUUGGGAAGAUCCUACGAAACCAAAAGUGGAUCAUUUCUGCUCCCAUCAUUCAUGUGCUCAAGAAUUGAAAAUUAACGGAACCAUCUCGGGGUUAGCCAAAAUCGCCUCCAAAGAAGGUGUCUUCACGCUUUAUCGAGGAUUGUCUUUGAUGCUGGUGAUGGCAGUGCCUUCCAAUAUGGUGUAUUUCAGCGGGUACGAGUACCUAAGAGACAGAUCGCCCUUCAAAGACGACCAUCCUGUUCUAAACCCGUUAUUGUGUGGUUCGGUGGCACGUAUUCUGGCAGCAACUGCUGUCGCACCGUUGGAACUCAUAAAGACAAGACUUCAAGCCGUGCCUACUUCCCAGCACACCUCGUCGCAGAUCAUGAAGAUGGUGGUGGCAAACUCGCUGAAUGAGGUCAAAUCAAACGGACUUGUUUCACUAUUUAAAGGUCUCCAGCUUACACUGUGGAGAGAUGUGCCCUUUAGUGGGAUCUACUGGGCCUCGUACGAGUUUCUGAGUGAUCAUCUUCAAUCGGUUUCUUUCUAUGAAUCUCCAGAGUACCAAAACGCAGAGAUUUUUACCAAAUCGUUCAUCGGAGGAUCUCUUUCGGGAGUUUUGGCCGCAAUCUUUACUAAUCCCUUUGAUGUUGGCAAAACAAGACUCCAAGUCUCGAUCGAAGAGUCUGCUCCAGCAGGAACUUUGAGCAAACUUGCUAAAAAGCCAAAAGACUCCAUGUUUAAAUCGCUGCACACAAUUUAUAAAAACGAAGGUUUCAAUUCACUGUUCGUUGGACUUGUUCCACGGUGUUUGAAAAUCGCCCCCUCUUGUGCCAUAAUGAUCUCCACUUAUGAGAUCACCAAAAAACUGUUUGCUGAGAUGUCCUAG
Ogataea philodendri is the source of this 1104-nucleotide messenger RNA. RefSeq lists its product as uncharacterized. The record is from RefSeq and is a predicted model, not a curated record. NCBI's taxonomy places the organism in Eukaryota, Fungi, Ascomycota, Pichiomycetes, Pichiales, Pichiaceae. Gene Ontology annotation, biological process: mitochondrial transmembrane transport. The transcript has a single exon. The coding region runs from base 1 to 1104 and encodes 367 amino acids.